This is a messenger RNA of Heterobasidion irregulare TC 32-1, 2148 nucleotides long. RefSeq lists its product as uncharacterized. The coding region runs from base 1 to 2148 and encodes 715 amino acids. The transcript has 3 exons. NCBI's taxonomy places the organism in Eukaryota, Fungi, Basidiomycota, Agaricomycetes, Russulales, Bondarzewiaceae. The record is from RefSeq and is a predicted model, not a curated record.
AUGAACGACGGCGAGUGGCUCAUCUCAGACAGUGAAGGCGAAGACUCGAGAGCCCCAAAACGCCCCAAGAACAAGGAAAUUUCUGAUCUUGUCACAUCUCCACAUCGUGUGCCCGCCACACACUCCUCGAUAUCGACAUUCACCAACCCUUCCCCCAAAGUAACAGAAUCCACUAUCUCAACCUACACACCCAUCAUGGCCGACACAUCGAUGUCAUCCUCAAAGCCUGCCCCAUCUCGUCCGCGUCCUCGCCCGGCAUUCAAGAACAAAGCUGCCAAGGCUGGCUCGGACGCGACAGCGCCAACCAGUGAGCCUACUUCGGUCAUACAAACGCCUCCAGAUCCUCCCCCGCAGCCGACCGUCAUUGUCGACACUACCUCCGCGCCGCCGACUGUCCUAGAUAACAUCACUUCUGUCCCUUUGGACUUCUCUGAGGACAUCGCUGAGCGAACAAAGAGGCGUUCGAGAAUAGCCUCUAAGAAUCCACCGUCAUACUUCGACGGUGUCAUUGAACUAUCAUCGGAUGACGAACUCGUGGUCGGACCUUCCGUCGUUGCAAAAUCCAGCGCCCGCCCGAAGCCACGUCCUGUGAAGCGUCUGAAGCUCGUCCACCCUGAACCUGGCGACGUCUCCAUAGCUGAAUCGGAGGUCAGGACUAUUCCGCUAUUGAGCUCGAGUAUUCCUCUUCCCCCCUCGGACCCGCCCCCGCCAAGUAGCUUCCCAAACCCAUCAUCUCCACAAAUGAGAGCCCCCAGUGUCAUGCCACCGCCACCCGCAGCCAGUCCUCGACCACAGCUCAAGCGAAAGCAGCCACCUGGUCCUGCACCAGAAACCGAAACAUCAAGACAGGAUGAGCGCGACACUAUACAAGCCAAUCGAGAUGCCCUUCGAAUGCCUCCACCCCCAGCCCCAUCUCCAGUGUUCAUCGGAUCGUCGAUCGCCAGCCCUGAUGCUGAGCCAGAGCACUCGGUGGUACCACCCUCGGACAAGAGCAUAACAGCUGGUCGAAAGGGGAAAUCCACCACGAAGAAAGAGCCCGGAAAGCCAAGGGCACCUCCAAAGAAACCAAGGGCGAAGAAGGAAACCAAGGGGAAAGGUACACUGCAGGUCGUCAUCCAGUCUCCCAUCAAAGGCGCACAGAUGGCCAAGGCAGCACCCGCAGAAACUGCUUCGGGCGCCGACGGCACGCUCAAACGCAUCCACCCUCCGGCAGGCCCAUCCACGUCUCGAAUCGAAGACGCAUAUGUUCCAUCAAUAGACGACAGCAGUCUUUCGCCUGUGCCAGGCUCCGAGGACGAAGAUGAGCUGCAGCUGCUCCCGAGAAGAUCUUCAGCAAUAAGCAGUCGCGGUGCGAAGCAAGUAAAGUCUGCCAAAGGCAAGGGAAAAGCCGUUGUUGAUGAUGAGGAGGAGGAUGAGGAGAUUCCGAUCAAGAGGCGGUCGGCGAAGAGGAAGGCAGCGUUGAUCAUUGACGAGGACGAUGAUGAUGCUUCGGUCGCAUCUUCUCAGACACCGUCCAAAAGAGUCCGCAAAGAAAAAUCACAGGGGAGGGGCAAGAAGGAUGAGGAGGGGGGAAACGGUGCUGCGAUCCAGAACUCUAAAAAUAAGACGAAUUCUUCUAAUAAAUCUAGUAACAAACGGGCAGAGCCCGGAACGCCUAUCCGGUCCAAGGAAAAUGUUCAUCCUCACUUGUCGAAAGAUGAUGGGCCACCUGCCGAUAGCGCAAAGGAGAAGGCUCCCGCGGCAUCCGUCACUUCUGCCAAAGCCACUCCCCCUACUCAUUUCGCCCGAAGAAAUACCGUCAUCCCGCGCCGCGGUGGCGUCAGCGAGGCCAUUCGGCGCGCGAGCUCGCAUCCCAACAAUCCCUUCGCCCCCUCUCCUGCCCGCGUGGGCUAUUGCAGCCCCCUCGUCAAGACGAGCAAAUCCGCUCUCAACGGUAUGGUUCAUCUGCUCACCAUACGGCGCACCCCUCCACCGCCUCCACCGCCUCCACCGAAGAAGAAGAAGACGAAGAAGGAAGUGGAAAGAGAGGAGAAAUGGGAGUUGGAGCUGGAAGACACCGUUGAAGGGUGGUGGGCUCUUAGCGACGAGGAGAGGAAGGCCUGGAGGAAGGCAAAGAGGGAUAAGGAGAUGGGGUAUCUCGAUGACUGA